CAUUUCGAUGGCUCUGCCGAGGAACCUCCUCUCUCGCUGCCACAUCAAAACCCCACCUUUCCCUCACUCUCACAGACUCGUCACCACCACCAAUCACCACCACAACAACAACAACAACAACAAGAAGCAGCCCCUCCACGCCCUCUUCAUGGAAGCCGUUGGCCUCAAACACCACCACCAUCCCCAACAAGAACAAGAAUCAGAAUCAGAGAGCAACUUCGAGUUGAAGAGAAACCUCACACAGUUACAGCAGCAACUCAGGACUUUUAACAAACACGUGCCGGUCAUUAACACCAAGAGGAGGAGCUUGUUUUCUGUCUUCACCAACCAGCCUCCUGAACACGACACCCAGAUUGUGAACAACAAGAAGAGGGAGCCAAUGAUCUUGAAGGAGCUUUCACCAGAAAUGGAGGGUUUUCUGGAGCUUUUGUUCCAAAUGGGGUACUUCAACCAUGCCAAUUUCGCAAAGGGUAAGGACAUGUUUGAUCUUAGCUGGUUUGAUACUGAAUUUGGAAGAGGGUAUAUAAAGUUUGCGGCGCAGAGAUUCGGCAGGGAGAAACAAGAAUUGGCCAAAUGGCUAUCAGGAAGUGCUUUAAAAGAAGUGGCAAUGUUUGGCUGUCCCUCCGUCGACAAGGCAAGUGUCUUUCCUUGCAAACGACUACGAAAAUUCUUUGAGGUUCCAGAAAACACUGUUUGCAGCAAAUGCGCGCUGAGAGAAUCUUGCAAGUUUGAAAAUCAAAGUGUGUGGAAAGGUGACACCAAGAUUUUGAACUUGGUUGUGGUCAUGAAGGUACUUACCUCAUAUGAUUUAGAGAUGGUGCACCCUAAACUGGUAGUUCCUGAUACAGUGAAAAACUCAGUCCGUAAAUUGCUGAAGGAGGCUACGAAAUUGAGUCAAACCAUAUCUGAUUAGCUUUUUCCUACAAAUCUCUUAGAAGCAUUUAGAGUCUCAUGAAAAUGAAAUAUGGUUUAGUCCAACCAAGUUUAUUAAACUCUCGAGUUAACUCCUACAAGUUCAGGUUCCCAAAUUGAGUGUAAAAGCUGAGUUUUAUGAUUGAAGUUUACUAAAACUCCAUGAGCUUAGGCAAAUUCAAGUUUGAUAACCUUUGAGUCUAGCCUUCACAUUUUAACCAAGUGGUUGCUUGUGAGCAUACUUGGGACUUCCAAACCAUCUUUGAAGAUGGAUGCUUUUACGGUAUGAUCCUAAAUUGUUACCAAUUGAUGCUCAAAGGCAAUAUUCAACCCACCUGAAGAAGAAAACCACUCCAGAAAUUCAGAAAUUCAGAUGAGUGGUGAAGUUCGUUGCACAAUGCAAUCAUAUCACUUUUUUUAAUUGGUCUUUGCUGUCUUUCUCUCAAGUCUUGAAUACAGUGUCAUUUCAUAUUGUGUAUCGAAUUUAACUUAUGUAACAAGUUAACUUGAUUUUGCUAUA
Molecule: messenger RNA, 1432 nt
Organism: Arachis stenosperma
Lineage: Eukaryota; Viridiplantae; Streptophyta; Magnoliopsida; Fabales; Fabaceae
Exons: 3
Coding region: 8-913 (301 amino acids)
Cellular component (GO): cytoplasm
Molecular function (GO): mRNA binding
Source: RefSeq, a predicted model, not a curated record